Messenger RNA from Fomitiporia mediterranea MF3/22, 5629 nucleotides. Its product is annotated as ras GEF. Gene Ontology annotation, cellular component: plasma membrane. The record is from RefSeq and is a predicted model, not a curated record. Gene Ontology annotation, biological process: positive regulation of GTPase activity; Ras protein signal transduction. NCBI's taxonomy places the organism in Eukaryota, Fungi, Basidiomycota, Agaricomycetes, Hymenochaetales, Hymenochaetaceae. Gene Ontology annotation, molecular function: guanyl-nucleotide exchange factor activity. The coding region runs from base 92 to 5170 and encodes 1692 amino acids. The transcript has 7 exons.
AGCACGACUGCACGACCUUCGCUUGCUUUCCUCCCCUCUGCAUCUGUAUUGUAUCACCCUAUGUCUCUGUAAUUUCUAUCCUGCUUCAAUCAUGUCAUCUCACGAGUCUCAACACGAACCGGCGCGUCUCACAAUUGAGACCACCUCGAUAUCAGAGGACGCGUUUCCGGAUUUCUCAGACCCAAAUCUCUUCUCUGCGAGCAGUCCGGCACUUUCGACAGACUUGUCCGGCGAGGUCCACUCCAUGUCCGAGCGUUCCUCUAUCGCGUCCCCGGGCGCGUCAAGUUCCCAAUCUGCAUCGGCAAAUUCGUCUGGAAGCAGGUUUCUGUUGAAUUUGCCCAUGCCCGCGACAAACUCGAGUCAGACAAGCUUUACACUUUCCGAGGUCAGCGUAGGCGGUGACGAUGGGGCUUUGGACAGUCUCUCUCCAGACAUCGCGUCGGCAGACAUCUCAAUUUCGGCGGAUGGCAGCUUCGUCGAGACGACGUCCGGCCCGGCUGCGCGUGAACUAAAACGCAGAUAUGACCAGCAUUUAGGUGUUAAUAGGGACAUGCGCUCUCCAUACGCCAUUACGGCGAUGAUUAAUCAACACGGGAAACAGGUUUACCGUGUCGGGAUGCGAGCACAAGCUCAAGCUCAAGAACCAUCGCCCACACCAGAAUUGGAGCUAUCUUCAUUGAGAACAUCGCCGCCCGCAUCCCAGGCACAGAGAAAGCGAGUUUCCCGGAUGAGUAUCACCUCCGUGUUCAAGUACGCACAGCCGCAGCGCGCGCCUGAAGAGGUACGCGCUCCGUCGAUGUCUCCCGGGGCCCCUUCAGGCCAGCCGCGGAAAUUGCGGAAGCCACGUUCCAUUCCGGAUCUUACUUCCGCGACGGGAAGUUACUUUGGUGAUGCCGUAAAUUCUCAGCCACUCUCAGCGACGGGCCGUGCGCAUUCACAUAGUGUCACGGGUGCGGACAUGCCUCGCCCGACGGUUCAGACGGCCGGCGUAGCAGAGACGCCUGCACGGCCUACGGGUGACGUCUUCAGCAACGUGAUGGGUUGGUUAGGCGCGCCAGCGUCUCCAAUGACGUCCAGUGGCAUGACGCCUUCCUCGCACAGCCUAUUGACGCCUAGCGACACACCAUCACAGUCUCCGCUGGAGGUAGAAUGCAUAGAGCAUCCCUUUGGCCAGAACGUUUCCUUCGACUCACCCUUUAGGAACUCGGCUAUUUACCUGCCGUCGGUCAUACGGGAGAUGCAGUCGUUUGAAUCUGCGAAGACUGCCCGUGCAGAUCCUCAUUCGCGGAGUCUCGACGCAGAAGUGCAGCCGGAGACUCCGCAGCAGCGUCCCGAUUCGCUCGAUUCACUUGCCUCCACCAGGACAGCCGACAUGAACGGCAGUGCAAGAGCAGAAUCCAUCUCCGAGCCGCGGGCCGUGCCUUCAGAAGCGAGCUGUAUGUUCACCCGAUAUCCGACGGCGGUAUUUGACGUGAUUCAGAAUUAUCGCGGACUGCCGAUGCUCGACGCGCUUUCUGCGACGUCACGCCAGCCGACAAUUAAGAUGAGCUUGUCCACUCUGGACGGAGCUGUACCGCGUGACGACCCCCGGUUCGUCAUUUGGGGCGAGGUCAGCGCAUUGAACGACAGUGCAAGUGCUAUUGAAAAGGGGUCACUCCCUGAGAGUGCUUCUGCACGCUCGAGACCGCAGUCACACACAUUCUCUGUUCACUCGAGAAAGCGGAGUCUGAAGGGGAAGUCGCAUGGACCCUCGGAGGUGCCUGAGCCGUCACCGGAGCGCGGAUCUGAGGGCGGCUCGAGUGCUGAUGGUGUGGAAAGUGCACAACGCGUGCUUAUGGCAGCGACGAUCGAGCGGUGGAUAGCACAGCUCACGAGCCAAUUCGACUAUGACGAACUACUGAUAUUCUACUUGACAUAUCGGACAUACAUCGAUUCGGUCGACUUAUGUCAUCUGCUAAUAUGCCGUUUCCACUGGGCACUCGAGGAACCAAUGACUUCGCAUGAAGUCAUGGUGAAGCAAAUCGUGCGCGUACGGACGUUUGUUGCCAUUCGGUAUUGGUUGCUUACGUUCUUCCGCGUUGAUUUCUUACCCAACCGGGAGCUGUGUUUAUUGUUCGCCAACUGGUUGAACACUCUAUGGAGAGAUCCUAUUCUGGAUAAAUAUAAUGAUGCUAGGAACAUUGUCAAAAAGCUGAAGAAGGUAGCAAAGGACUGCAAGGACGCUCAUUCGCGCGUGACCAAAUCCAGUAAGGAGCCCGAGAAGAAGGGAAAGGUUAUGCAGUCGAUCGACAAGAUCCUGGGAGAUCUCUCGAACGGAGUUAACUUCGCUGCAACGCUCCGCAAAGUUAGCGCUGCACAGCAUGAAGAAGAGGAUUCCGACGUUGAUCUGGACUUUAAUCCGGAUGAGAGCUCGCCCUUCUCUGAUGUCGCUGGUGUACAAGGUUUCGCAUCUUUUGCGAACCAACUUGGUCCUGGCGACGCGCCGUCGUCGACCGGUGCUGCCCAACCUGGGUCUGAGACGAGCGUUGCUCCUCCCAGCCGUCCGAGCAAGUCGGCGUCCCGAAUAUUGCUACAGCAACCUCUUCAUUUGACGAUAUUACAGCAUGCCCGCACGGUUCAGCCAGGAGCGGCUCUUCCACUAAUUGGUGCUCCGUCAUCAAUGCCCGUUCACCAUACCUCGCCUCUUUCUCGCGCAGUCGUCAGAACUAUUGGCCGUCUCGGCCGCUGGAAACGCGUUCUAAGCUCACGGGCUCCGGCGACGCCUUUAAGCCCAACUGACGAUGGGCCCCAUGCAUUUGACCUUGAAUUGAACGAAGCCGGCGAUCUUCUCCACGUGCGAGGUGGGGUCGAACAGUAUCUGAAGAUGAUCGAUCCAGCACCCGUGUCGCCAGUAUCACCAGUAUCACCGGUAUCACCUAGUAACAGUAUUCCUGAGGUACCACAUGUAACCGUAUCAAAAGCUUCUAAUGGUACACAGGAAGAGCCUCGGCCUUUAUCUCCUUCCCCGACCCCGUCACCUCAAGACACGGAACCUGCUACAAGAACACCGCUAGCAUCACGUGCUGAGCUCCGACCUGACAGUCCUGCCUCCAAUGGGGACGUUACUUUGUCUCAGAGCCCAGCAGGAGGCUUUGUGCAUAAGUCUCUGUCUCGCGUACGCUCCUCGGAGCCUGCAGAAUCGAUUCGGUCUGGUUCAUCUGGUUCCCUUCGUUCGUUCGAGACUACGUCGUUCUUGGGUAAUCCUAUUCCUAGGCAAGAGCGGUUGUUCCCUGAUGUAGUGUCUAUUGACGAUCUUGACUAUCUGUCCGAUAACUCGUCUGAGAAGAGUGGACCAGCUAUGCCACCUGGUCUUCGCCCCACGAAGCGGUUGCCGAACCGUCGCGACUUCGAGUUCGUGCAUCGUUCAGUUGACAGUGUCUCAUCCAUGGGGAUAAUUUCCAGAGCUUCCGUUGCCAUGUCGGAGCAGCCAGAUUCUGCACGUUCGUCAGUCUCAUCACCGCGGGGACUCGGAAACGCCUUGCAACAGUGGCAGGUAAACGCGUUGAUUGACGAUCUUUCUGAUGAUGAGGGAGAUGCAGGUGACGCGGAAGCUGCACUUCGCCGACUUGAAGGACAGAUUAAUCCGAAUAAGCAGCGGCAUAAGGAAGCGAAGGUAGAUGGGUGGGUACGAACUAUCCAAGAGCGGAUGGCCGCUGGUGAUUUUGGUGACGAACAGCCUCGGAAUUUGUUCCCUGAUGAAGAAGAAGACGAUGACGAUGCUACGUAUGUUUCUGAUGAAGAGUACGGUUCGGAGAACAGGAGGCAAGAUGCUUCGAUCUCCGAGGAGGAUGCGACGGUGUCUCUCCCGCGGUCAUCGUCAGAUUCUGAACGUCCGACCGACCUGUCGAUGGGGACCAAUGGACAUAUUGGUCUAGAGCCUGUUACGCCAACUCCGAGGCAGACACAGCACCAGAUGAAUGCUCAUGUUGGACACCCUACAUCCGAGGCGAAGCCUAGGAUCGACGAAGCUGUGCCAGAAGAGAUACUUCUCAGCCGUCUCCCGUCCCGUAAUACGACUAAUGAACCAAAUCCGAAAUCCUCACCACCUCAGGGUGCGGGCCAUCCUACGUUCUCCAUCGCGAAAGUACCAUCUACUCCAUCUCAUCGCUCCUUCAUCCUACACUUCCGAGCUGAAUUGCUAGCACAACACUUCGCCGUCAUCGACAAAGAGAUCUUCCUCGGAAUCAAGUUUGAAGAACUCGUUUCUGAUGAAUGGUUGUCCACCACGGAAGAUUUCAAUGUACGAGAUUGGAUGCAAUUUUUGCGGGAUCGGAGGAGGAAGGCAGAGCUACGUGGGAAGGGUAAGGUUAACGUCCUUUCAGCUGCAAGAGCACGGUUCAACCUUGUUGCGAAUUUUGUUGUAUCGGAGGUUGCCUUGACUAACCCGCAUGACCGAGUAUAUGUUGUUAGCAAGUUCAUUCGAAUUGCUUGGAAGGCGUAUACUCUGAACAACUUCGCAACACUGGCAGCCAUCAUCUCGGGUUUAAGCAGCGAAUGGGUACGCAAAGCGAUGAAGCGAUCCUGGAAUCGAGUGGGUAGAUGGGAGACUCGAGUGUUCGAGGACCUGAGGGCGUUCUGCACGAGCGAGGACGAUUUCCGGUAUAUUCGCCAGGCGAUUGCAGCAUUAGUAAAUGCUAAACCGCUGAGUGCUGGUGCACAAGAGGACUCCACAACAGCGAGCACUGGACCCUCCGAUAUUGCACCGUCAAGCACGAAGAGCAGAGCUACCGCAGAUGGAAAGGCAGAUACACCAACUUCGUGUGUCCCAUUCAUCGGUGUCUAUUUAUCUCAACUGCACCGCUACAGCCGCCUACCCGAUCUCAUCGACCCAUCUGCACCCACCGAAGCAGUCGAGACAGACCGGGAGACAGGGAACUUCAAAUCUCCAGCGCAUCCAGAAGUCUUCGAUGACCUCCGACCUCUACCUCCAUCAAUGCAAAUUGAGCCACUCAUCAACAUACAGAAGCAACGGCAAAUUGCAGGUGUAAUUAAGGCGCUUGUCGCUGGUCAGCAUCUCGCGAACAAAGUCGAGGUGGAUGUGGAUAAGAGGCUACUUUCACGUUGUUUGAAGCUGAGCGCAUUGGAUUUUGACGGGUUACAACGAAUAUUGGGUGUUUAUUCCGAAUACUGAACUCCGAACAUUCCCCAUGCUGCGCCACGUUCCCCACCACUUCAACACCCCGUUCAAUACUUUUGACUUUCGGUUACUUAUCUAUUUUGAUGACCCCUUGUGAUGACUGGUCAUAUGACUAGAAUACCACAUGCAGCUCGCCUUCCCAAACAAACAAAUCAAUUUUUUAUUUCUUCUUCCCUUUUUUUAUUCCUCGCAUUUCUCAAACCGACAAUACGUACGUACACGAAUAUUUGACACGAAGUUACUGAAAUCUUUUCUCGAUUUUUUGGGCUUGCAUUGACAUACAUAGAAUUUCUUUCACUUCAUUUUCUGCCCUUUCAUUUUCUGCUGUUUUAAGUUAAUGUGCGGGUAUGUUGAUGGGAUUUUUUUAUCAUGCUUUCAAUCUUCUCGUGCAUAGUCCGCUUGAUGGCGUCGUUACAUUUGCAUUUACCUGUUCUGUGUUGCAGAUAUAUAUAA